CGCAUUUCCGGUUUAGACACCGAGACGAGAAGAAGAGCUGCUUUCACCAUAACCGCUGCUUUGCAAAGACUUAGCGAUCAAUUGCGCUUUAUCCCAGCUUGUGCAGGUAAGACUGAUACAGGUGACGCCUCACUGGAUUCACCGGCAGAUCUUUCCACCUGGAGCUGAUGCCUUCAAUAAUGUAAUAUCAAUACGAGGAGAACAAAUUCUCCUUACUUAACAUCUUUUUAACAGGUGAACAGCCACUGGAACAGCUGAUUUUUUGAUUUCCUACAUUUAUCUGAUCUGUCUUGGACAGUCUUGGACAUUGGACAUGUCGUACAACCAUCCAUACCGAAACCAACCUGAUGAUUACGGCGCGAGCAAUGACAAAUACAAAGACUCGCAGCGACUUUAUCACCGGGAGUCUACCGCUUACAGGUCGCGAAUUCAGAGCCGAUCUCCAGAGCAGACGUCUCCAUCCUCAUCAGAACCUGUCCUCUCGUCUGUCAAGGCUUUGUCUUUUCUGCAUAGCUGUGGACUGGAUGCCGAAGACCUUCAAACUCUGGCCGAGCUUCCUGAGCAUCUUAUCGCCACCGAUACUCUUCCUGACCUUCUUGCGCAGAUUAAAAAGAAGAAAGCGUCUGGCACUUCUUCAUCUAGGUCCACUGUGCUCCAAGCCAGUUCGUCAUCACACUCCUGGGACGACAGGGGCCACACUCAGCUGGUCGAGUAUCCUUUGGAUAUGCCAGUCCGUCAGUCAUAUUCCCUUCCUCGAGAGCAGCUUCCAACCUGGGACGACCACUGGGAAAAUGUCCAACAAGCAAACUCUCCAGCGUGCACCUACACCAGCUCUGAUUCCAACUACGUGGUUGAGUACAACCAUCUGAAAGACAAGGAGCCUUAUUUUGAUAAAUCGUCUUAUGCCACAGAACCAUCAAGGCAGAAAACGUCCGCUGUCUCGCAGUCUUACUCGAGCUACAGCAGAGACGUUGGUCAAUCCUCACAUUUGUCCAGCAGAGACGACAGCCAUUCCUCACAUCUGUCCAAUAGAGAUUCUGCAAGCCAACCCUCCCAUCGCUCCAGCAGAGACGUUGGUCAAUCCUCACAUUUGUCCAGCAGAGACGUCAGUCAGUCCUCAUAUCUGUCCAGUAGAGAUGUCAGUCAGUCUUCACAUCGCUCUAGCAGAGACAUCAGUCACUCCUCACAUCUGUCCAGUAGAGACAUUGGCCAGUCCUCACAUCUGUCCACCAGAGAUGUUAGUCUACAGCCGCUUCUAUCCAGCAGAGACACCGUCCCACCCUCGCUCCUGUCCAGCAGAAACAUCGCUCCACCUUCGCUCCUGUCCAGCAGAGACGUCGGCUCAUCUUCUCUCCUGUCUGGCAGAGAAGGCGGUCUACCCUCGCUCCUGUCCAUCAGAGACCUUGCUCCAACCUCGCACCUGUCCAGCAGAGACAUCGGUCAAUCUUCACACCACCGGAGGACGGAGUCGGCUCCUAGAGUGCCUACCAGGAAGGAGGCGUCAGAUUUCCACGGGAAAACUCCACCAGUAUUUCCCUACGCAUGCGUGCUCUGCGAUAUCACUGUCCUCUCUAAUAAGGACUGGUCUGUGCAUAUAAAAGGAGCCCAACAUGCUAAUAGUCAACUUAGUCUUGUGGAAAAAUAUCCAGCAUGGGAUCAGACUAUCCAAUCUGCUCGAAGAAAUGACCCCCAACCUGUUCGACCCACAUCCAGAACAACACAGAAACGAGGUGGAAAAUCAAACAGUAGAAAUGGGUCGUCAGCCAGCAGAAGUGGAGCGUCGAACAGUAAAAGUCAAUCAUCAAGCAACCAAAAACGCAAUAACACUGAAGCCAAUAAGUGCAAAGUGGUGUGUGUCAAGUUUGAAGUGGAUGAAGUGAACGAAGCUUACCUGAAAAAAUUGCUUGGCCAAUUUGGUGCAAUUUCCAAAAUUAUUAUGUUACCUAGAAUGGCUUUCGUGAAUAUGGGAACGGCAAGCCAGGCAGAGGAUAUAGUAAAAUAUUUCUACCAAAACCCUUUGAGGAUCAGAGGAGAACUGAUUGUAUUUACUCUGUCUGCAGCAUUCAGUUUCCUACAGACUUCUCGUGUGGUGAGCUUUUCACCGUUACCUUCUGGAGAUGGCAUACGCUCAGAGUUGACGGCCGUUGCGAAGCGUUUCGGAGCAGUAAAGAAUUCCCUGUUUCUCCCAACCCGGGGAUAUGUGGAGAUGAGCAGUGCAGAAGAGGCUGACAAAUUGGUGAAGCACUAUUCAACCAAUUCACUCAAAAUAAAAGGAAAAACCAUUAAUGUUUGCUCCUCAACCGAGUACCAGACGCUUGGUACGAAGGAUGCUGACAAAGAAAAAUCACCAGUACCUUAUAGCAGCAGCAGCAGCAGGAGGAGGAGGAGGAGUUGCAGUCCAAGAAGGAGAUCCCACAGAGACUCUCCCAGCCCCAAACGAAGAGCUUCUGAAGAGAGGUCUAGAUCUCGCAAGAGUCAGGACUCUAAGAAACGAGAAGAAAGUCGACGCUCACGGGAGAAAACCAAAGAGAGCUCUAGACGGGACAGCUCAUCCAAGUCGCGUUCCAAAAAAAGCUCUCCUUCGAAAGACCAGAAGUCAAAAACAACGACGGAAGAGAGCGUGGAGGAGAAGGUUGAAGACGACAACGAUCAGUCUGACAUCAUGGCUGAUGAUAGUGAUCUUGAAGGAGUGGCUGUUAUAGCAGAUGAUGGUGAAGCACUGAAUUCAGAAGAUGAGCUCACAGUAGACGAUGAGAUGGAUGAUGAGGCACAUGAUACCUCAGAGGAACAGGAGCAGGAUGCAUCUGAAGAUGCCCAAGCUAUGAAAGAGUCAGAUGAUCAGACUACACCUUUAGACAUGGACACAUCUAGCGUAAAGCCAGAGACGUCAGAGUGUGUACCAACUGCUACAACUUCAGAUAGAUCAGGUGAUUGUAAGGAAGCCAAAGAGCUUCAACAAGGAGAGCAGAAAGAGCCUCAAGAAAUGCAGAAAGAGCCUAAAGAAGAGCCAAAAGAGCUUAAAGAAGAGCCAAAGGAGCUUAAAAAGGAGACAAAAAAGCUUACAGAAGAGCUUCAACAAGCAGAGCAAAAAGAGCUUGAGAAAAAGCAAAAAGCACUUAAAAAAGACCAAGAAGAGCUUAAACAAGAAGAGCAAAAAGACGAUACAGUGGCGAUGGAGGAGGAGGCAGCAGAUUUCUCAGAGAAUCUAGACAAGGAGGAAGGUGAUGAAAUGGAGAUCUCGACUUCAAUCACUGAGGAAAAGUUUGGCAAAGUUCUUGAGGUGGCAGGUUUUCCAGUGGCUAAAAAAUAUAGUGAAGCAGAUUUGAUGAAAAUCGGGAAAAAAUACGGAGAUGUGGCAGGCUGCUGUUUGGUUCGCAACAAUCGAAAGGUGGAGAAGGCCUUAAUUGAGAUGGUGAAUGCUGCCGAUGCUGCAAAACUUGAAGCCGAGUGUAAAAGGCAACACAUUAAACUAGGUGGCAGAAACUUGAGGAUAACCGUGUCAAAGAUAUACAGCCAAUUGAACGAGGGGCAAAGUGUUGACACUGACUCUGAAAAAGAGAAAGUUAAGCAAGAUAUUGAAGAGACCAAUAAGGAGCCGCCAAGCACACUGGCUUCCAGUGAGGAGAGAACAGUAGUGAUGGCUGAGACGGAGAUCUCAGAAGAAGAUGCUGAGGUUCAGGAAGCAAAGGAAACCAACAUGGACACAAUCAUGCAAAUGUCUAGUGAUGAGGAGGGAUCAUAUGGCAGAGUUCUUCGCAUUAGAAACCUUCCAAUGCCCGAUGAAUACACUGAUGCAGAAUUUCUGAACAUCGCAGAGCCGUAUGGAAAAGUAGUACGCCAUUGGAUGUUGCGCGUCCAACGAACGGGACUGAUUGAAAUGAAAAGUCCCGCUGAUGCUGAAAAGGUUGUCGCUGCAGCCAACAUGAAUAAAAUUACAGUUGCUGGAAAACAUCCCAAGAUUUUAGUGUCAACCAAACAUGCUCAUUUAAAUAAAUGGUACUUCCUACAUGGACCUCGUGAUGGUUCUAUACCACCACCUAUUGAUUUAGAAGAGGAUGAUGAUGAUGAAUCCAAGAUAGAAAACAGUAUUUCUGAGCAGCAAACAUCAGCGAAUGUCAAGGAGUCCUCGAAUGAUAAUCAGGUUGACAACUCAAAGGCAGAUGAGAAACAAGAUUCUGCAGCUGAUGAUGAAAGUGGAACAAAGGCAGAAAAUUCAGACGUUGUGUCUGAGACGCCAACACCUGUGCUGGAUCCAGCUGGUACAGAGUUUGUUCGACCUGUGGUCGGAUACUUCUGCAACUUGUGUAAUGCUAUCUAUGCUAGUGAGGAAGAGGCCAAGAACGAACACUGCAGGACCCCAAUGCAUCAUCAAAAGCUGAAGGAGCACAAGGAGCGAAACGGUUCAACAUAAACCAUGAUAUGAAUCAAGUCAAUCUGUAAAUAAUUUGUGGACAUUCGUGAUGACAGCAUACUGUAGCUAAUUCACAUCAUCAUAAUAUGUGUUAAGUGAUUAACUGAUUCAUUACUAAUGCAGAAACUGUCAUUUUAUUUUAUUUUUUGUCAUUUUAGCCUGUGUUUUGUCUUUGUUUCAUACUUUAAAAAGCAUGUAGUUUCUUACAGUGUACUGGAUUCAAUUUAUAUGUAAAACAGAAUACACUAAAAUGUUUCUCCGCAAAUAAAGACACAUCCAGUUCUCAAAUAA
Molecule: messenger RNA, 4702 nt
Organism: Labeo rohita (rohu)
Lineage: Eukaryota; Metazoa; Chordata; Actinopteri; Cypriniformes; Cyprinidae
Gene: matr3l1.1
Product: matrin 3-like 1.1
Exons: 22
Coding region: 314-4411 (1365 amino acids)
Cellular component (GO): nucleus
Molecular function (GO): zinc ion binding; RNA binding
Source: RefSeq, a predicted model, not a curated record